AUGACCCAAACAAAGUUUAAGACCGAUUUAGAGUUGCUAGAAAGUCAGCUAGUGGGUCCUCAAGAUGAAGCUUUUGCUCAUACACGAUUUCGCGACAGUCCGGCAACGAUAUGCACUACCAAAAUACCAUUAAUGGAACCAAGUCUUAGUGAAGAGCAGCAGAAGGAGCUUCGCGUUUCGACUACUCCUUGCAUGAGUUUGUUUGGCAUAUAUUUGCAUUUAAUUACCGGCUUGUUGAUUGUGUACUGCAAAGACCGACAAUCAUUCACUAUUAGAAAAACAAGAUAUGAGCUUCAAGACGUGAUAAAUAGGACCAUGAGAAACGAGAUCUGGAUGCGAGGAAAAGCCGUUGAGGGAAAGCACUACGUCAGAUUGAAUACCAGUUACAACAUGAAUCGAACGAGAUUACUCACUCAAUCUACAGGGUCCUUUCCUGCUUCGUCUUCGAUAGUAAAUGGCAGCACCAGCGAUGGUGAUGACAACGAAGAGUACCCAGAAAUCGGAUGGCAGGAUCUCUCGAGAGAUAUAAGCAUUGAGCAGAAAAGAAAAAAAUUGUACAGCAUUGAGGAGGAUGUUCCUAUAGGAUUGUUCUCUAAUCCCGAUGUUGUAAUACCAAUGCUCCCCAUAUAUAUUGGAUACAAACCGGCGGAUGCGAAGGGGUGUGUACACGUAUAUGAGCCCGUUGAUUUCUCACAACCAUCUUACAAAAAACAGAUAAAGGAGCAUCUCGGAGGGAUGCUAUUUUUCCAGAACAUUUACUCAGUGAUCGAGAAAUAUCGAGUUCCAGUUAAUAUAUGCCGGUCAGAAGAGCUCGGCUUGAUAUAUCCCAGUGUAGAUUUCCCAUUGAAGGAAUUUAUUGCAGACAAAAAUGGCGCCCAACCUGGACAGCUCACCGGCUUCGUCGUGAACUGGUUUGAAAAAGUCGACUGUGAUCAGGAAGGUUCCGAAAGCAGUAUCGAAUCGGUAGUAGAAUCGCUUUCAGGAUCACAGCCCCUUGUAUCCAGGAACGACGCCCACUCUUCACAGGACGAUACCGAUGAAUUUGAUAUCUUUUGUCAUAUUAUGGAUGAAGACAACGGGAGAAGCACGGCAAUAAUGGGGGCAAGGAAAGAAACACGUUGGAAGAGAGCACGGCAAAAUAGGGCUGCGGAUCAUAGUACCCUUUUGGGAAACAAUCGCGAAGCGCAACCUGACCCUGAUGAUAUAUCCGGUGCUGGCAGUGAUGAUCUUGAUAUCUUCUAUAAGGCAUUGCCAACCCCAGUCAGGAAACCAUAA
This is a messenger RNA of Brettanomyces nanus, 1275 nucleotides long. RefSeq lists its product as uncharacterized. Lineage: Eukaryota; Fungi; Ascomycota; Pichiomycetes; Pichiales; Pichiaceae. The record is from RefSeq and is a predicted model, not a curated record. Bases 1 to 1275 code for a protein of 424 amino acids. The transcript has a single exon.